This is a messenger RNA of Aegilops tauschii subsp. strangulata, 1526 nucleotides long. RefSeq names its product GDSL esterase/lipase At4g10955. The record is from RefSeq and is a predicted model, not a curated record. NCBI's taxonomy places the organism in Eukaryota, Viridiplantae, Streptophyta, Magnoliopsida, Poales, Poaceae.
GCUCGUCUGUCUCUCGAUGGGAGAGCAGAGCAAAAUGCAGUACUACGCAGGCGGUACCUCCUUUAACUCACCACAUGCCGGACCUCAUGGCCGUGACUGCUUCUGCAUCAGCGGUCCCAAACACAUAGUUCAAUCCGUUGACUGGAGCAACGAGGAGCACCGCCGCUGCAUCGCUGCUUGCCUUGUGAAAGCUACUUACAUCAUGGAGGAGGACCGACCAAAGUGCAGGGUGUAUGACAUGGGAUUGGCGCCGCUGUGGUGGCAGAGCUUCCACUUCGAGCUGCGGGAUCUGCUUAAGUGCGGCACUGAGAACGCGGACGAGUUCAUCUUCGGCGCCAUAUUCGAGUACUGCCCCCCCGUGGGGUGCCAGCGCCACCCGUCCGCCCCAAACUAUGUUUUCGCCCUGCGCGGCACCAUGCCUCGGCACCCAAAGUCGGUCCAUGACCUGUACAACGACAUCAAGGUCUUCCUCAGCGAUCUGCCAUGCUGCAGACGGACCCAGAAGGCGCGUCAGGCGGUGACCAACAUGCUCAUCCGCAAGGGCACGGAGCGGUGCGUGCUGUGGCUGGCGGGGCACUCGCUGGGCGCGUCGCUGGCGCUGGAGGUGGGGCGGGACAUGGCGGAGCAGCACCAGGCGUACCUGCCGACCUUCCUCUUCAACCCGCCCAACGUGUCACCGAUGCCGGCCUUGAACCUCCUCAAUGCUUCGGAGGUGGCGAAGAAGGACGUGUUCACGGGGAGCUACCUCGUGAAGGCGGCGCUCGGGGCCACGGUCAUGAGGUCCUACUGCACCCGCAUGGAGAAAGUGUUCCAGCGCCUCUCGCCGUGGGUGCCGGAGCUGUACGUGAACGAGAGGGACAUCAUUUGCCAGGGCUUCAUCGACUACUUCGAGCAGCGGCAGAAGGUGGAGGAGCGCAUCGCCGGCGUCGGCAGGGCAGCCAUGAAGUUGUCCUAUCGCGACAUGCUCUCCUCCCUCAUCGGCAGCAGCAAGGAGCAGCCGCACCUCUUGCCGUCCGCGAGGCUGUGGAAGAACUCCAACACAACAUUCGGCACACAUGGCCUCAAGCAGUGGUGGAGGCCGGACAGCGAGCUAAAGCUCAGCUGCAGGAAAUUCACUUACCCCGGAGCAUGAGAUAUCUAUGUUAUAUCAUACGUUACAUGUGUGCCUAGCUACUCCUACUUGUGUAUCUCAUGAUAUAAUAGGACGUAUCUGACCCGAGGAAGAGCAUGUACGUGGAGUAUCUGAUCAUACUAGAUCAUUCAGGACAGGGCAGCAAGCCAAUCGAGACCAAUCUCAGGGAGCGAGGGUUUAUACCGGUUUGGACCUCUAGGGGGACGUCCAGUGUGGUCUGUAUUGAUGUGGUGAGGAGCGUGUUACUAGGAUUUAGCAAUGUGCACCAUAUAUAUGCUCCCUCAUGACGGGGGUGAUUACAUGUUUGUAGGCGGGCAACCGCGUUAGUAACUAACGGGAGUCUAUAUCUAGUUACAUCUAUUUGUACAUCAAGUAAUUGAGAUCGAGCUCUUUU